GCUUCCCAUUUCACCCUAUCUAUUGUACGUCCAUUUAAGCAGAUCAUACAUCUUUUUAUUCCCAACAUGGCAACCUUUUUCCUACUUCUUUUCAUGUUCAAUUCUUUAGCCAACGCUCAGGGAAACCCACCCUCGCCUGGCUAUUACCCUAGCUCUAGGGUUGACACCAUAGCCUUUAAUCAAGCUUAUAAGAAUUUAUGGGGCCCACAGAACCAGCGGCUCGACCAAAGUUCACUCACCAUAUGGCUCGACAAGUCUUCGGGAAGCGGUUUUAAGUCGAUAGAAUCGUACAAAUCUGGUUACUUCGGGACUGAUGUAAAGCUUCACCCUGGUUACACUGCUGGAGUUAUCACAUCGUUUUACCUUUCGAAUAAUGAGGAUCACCCAGGAAAUCAUGAUGAAGUUGACAUCGAGUUCUUAGGGAGAACGCCUGAUAAACCUUAUACGUUACAAACGAACGUGUACAUAAGAGGAAGUGGAGAUGGGCACAUCAUAGGACGAGAAGAGCAAUUUCACCUAUGGUUCGAUCCUACUGAGGAUUUUCACCAUUAUGCGAUGCUUUGGACACCCAAAGAAAUCAUAUUUUUAGUAGAUGAUGUGCCAAUUAGAAGAUACGAGAGGAAAAGCGACACAACAUUUCCAUUAAGACCUAUGUACGUGUACGGAUCCAUCUGGGACGCAUCUUCAUGGGCCACUGAGAACGGUAGAUACAAAGUAAACUACGGGUACCAACCUUUUGUUGGUAGCCACCACCGGAGGGCUGAGCCACCAGCAAGUGGCCGCGAUGCAAUGGGUUCAAAGGAACUACAAAGUGUAUGA
Lactuca saligna is the source of this 819-nucleotide messenger RNA. NCBI's taxonomy places the organism in Eukaryota, Viridiplantae, Streptophyta, Magnoliopsida, Asterales, Asteraceae. The record is from the annotation of a GenBank genome assembly.